AUGGAUAGUAAAAACAAUAAUAAUAAAGCUGCUAUCGCAGCAAGCACAUAUGAAAUUGGUCGCAGUGACAGUGAUAGCGACAAUUCAACAGUUAACUCAUCUCAAAAGAUCGAUUCGUCUGAACAAGUAGUUCCUACAGACAGUGAGAAAUACUUUGCAACAGUAAGAUCAUCGGAAUCACUCUCAGUGUCGUCACAGAAACCACAGUAUUUCUCUUCAAAAUUACAUGAAUGGGCCUUUAUUUUCACUUGUCUUAUGGGUCAAUUGUUAAACCAAGCCGGUACUACUCAAUCAAUGUCAAUUAUGAACAUUAUCGCAGAGGAUUUUGGCUCCGAAACGUCGAAACAAGCAUGGUUAUUUGCAUCUUUCCCGCUGGUUUCGGGUUCCUUCAUCCUCGUGGGCGGGAGAUUUGGUGACAUAUACGGUUUGAAAAAAAUGUUGCUAUUGGGUUAUGCGAUACUUACAAUCUGGAGUAUAAUCUGUGGUUUAACUCAUUACACUCACAGCGAUGAUUUCUUUAUCGUGGCGAAGGCUUUUCAAGGGCUAGGGGUAUCAUUCAUUCUUCCAAACAUUAUAGGUCUAGUGGGCACAAUUUAUGAACCUGGAUCUAUGAAAAAAAAUAUAACAAUCAGUUUUAUUGGUGCAAUGGCUCCAUUAGGGGCCACAUUCGGUGGUUUAUUUUCAGGUAUUGUUGUAGUAAAAGAUGAUAAAAAUUGGCCUUGGACUUUCUAUGCAUUCGCAAUCGUUUCCUUCUUAGUUGGUGUGACAUGUUAUUUCUUCGUCCCAGAUAACGUCCCAACAAACACUAAUAAUCUAAAAAUGGAUUGGAUAGGUUCAGCAGUGGGUGUUGUUGGUCUACUGCUGUUUAGUUUCGUUUGGAAUCAAGCUCCAAUGGACGGUUGGGACAAGGCAUAUAUUAUCGUAUUAUUAGUCAUCUCCGUCAUCUUAAUCAUUGCUUUCUUCAUUUACGAAAUUAAUUAUGCAGAAGUUCCAUUACUUCCAAAAGCAAUCACAGGUAAUAGACACAUUAUAAUGAUCUUACUUGCAAUUUUCAUGGGCUGGGGGACAUUCGGCAUUUGGUCAUUCUAUUACUUCUCAUUCUCAUUGAAUUUGAGACACUUUUCUCCAGUUUGGACUGGUGGUGCUUAUUUUGCAUUUAUCCUUUCUGGGUUUACAAUUGCCUCAUGUGUAGGAUUUUUGAUCAAGAUAAUACGCCCAUCAAUCAUUUUAGUCAUAUCAAUUACUGGUUUCACAAUGGGUAAUCUAAUAUUCGCUGUCACUCCAGCUGAUCAAACAUACUGGAGAAAUACAUUUGGUAUGAUGCUACUAUUACCAUUAGGUAUGGAUCUAUCAUUUCCUGCCUCUUCAAUCAUAUUAAGUGAUCAGUUACCACCUGAAUACCAAGGUAUGGCUGGUUCACUAGUCAAUACCAUGGUCAAUUACUCCCAAUCAUUCUGUCUAGGAGUUGCAACAACAGUCGAAAAACAAAUAAAUUCUAGUGGAGACGACCUUUUAAAGGGCUACAGAGCUGCAUUUUAUACAGGAGUAGGUAUCGGUACAUUAGGUAUUUCCAUUGCAUCUCUUUACAUGUUUGAAACCUUUUGGACAGAUUAUAAGGAAAAAACCAAACUUGCAAAUGAUAUCGAAAGUUCUAUAGAGAGAACUGGUUGA
Molecule: messenger RNA, 1671 nt
Organism: Tetrapisispora phaffii CBS 4417
Lineage: Eukaryota; Fungi; Ascomycota; Saccharomycetes; Saccharomycetales; Saccharomycetaceae
Gene: ATR1
Product: borate transporter
Exons: 1
Coding region: 1-1671 (556 amino acids)
Biological process (GO): transmembrane transport
Cellular component (GO): membrane
Molecular function (GO): transmembrane transporter activity
Source: RefSeq, a predicted model, not a curated record